Messenger RNA from Hibiscus syriacus, 1040 nucleotides. Its product is annotated as vesicle-associated membrane protein 711. Gene Ontology annotation, biological process: vesicle-mediated transport. Lineage: Eukaryota; Viridiplantae; Streptophyta; Magnoliopsida; Malvales; Malvaceae. Gene Ontology annotation, cellular component: membrane. The transcript is spliced from 4 exons. The record is from RefSeq and is a predicted model, not a curated record. Bases 120 to 782 code for a protein of 220 amino acids.
UUAGAAGAAGGUUCGCUCAGAGGAGAAAAAGCUGCUGUUGUUUUUUUAGAUAGAUCUAUCGAAGUGAAGCGAUCUAUCGAGAGAGAGAGAGAGAGAGAGAGAGAGGUAUUGGAGUUUAGAUGGCGAUACUGUACGCGCUGGUUGCGCAUGGAUCGGUGGUUCUGGCGGAGUUCACGGCGGCGUCCACUAAUGCCAGCUCUAUCGCUAAGCAAAUUCUGGAUAAGGUACCGGGAGAUAACGACACUAACGUUUCAUAUUCGCAGGAUCGAUUCAUCUUCCACGUCAAACGCACCGAUGGACUCACUGUUCUUUGUAUGGCCGAUGAAAGUGCCGGAAGGCGAAUUCCAUUUACAUUCCUUGAAGACAUUCAUCAGAGAUUUGUGAGGACAUAUGGAAGAGCAGUAUUUUCAGCCCUUCCUUACAGCAUGAAUGAUGAAUUUUCAAGGGUCUUGAGCCAGCAGAUGGAAUAUUACUCUAGCGACCCUAAUGCCGAUAGAAUAAAUCGACUUAAAGGUGAAAUGAGUCAGGUGAGAAACGUUAUGAUAGAGAAUAUUGACAAAGUUUUAGAGAGAGGUGACCGCUUGGAAUUGCUGGUCGACAAAACUGCUAAUAUGCAAGGAAAUACCUUCCGCUUCAGGAAGCAAACUCGCCGAUUUAGAAACACAGUAUGGUGGAGAAACGUCAAGCUUACGGUUGCUCUUAUAAUCCUCCUCGUAAUUAUUGUUUAUGUCGUGCUGGCUUUUGUUUGCCACGGGGUCACGCUACCUUCAUGCCUAAAAUGAGGUCAACGAUUUUAGAUUCGAAUUCCUCCGGUCCUUCCCCAUGGAAUCCCGUUUCCUUUGCUUGGUGAUGUUUUGUUUCCACUUCCUCUGCAGUGAGUUGUAUACUAUUUAUUUAUUCAAUGUCAAAGAACUAGAAUUUUCAUGCCGCUAUUGUGUAUCCAUAGUUUCUUGUGAAGUCUGGAACUGGUUGGUGUUUGUGUCUUGAAGACGUUGGUUGAUCAAAAUUUAUCUAAGACCGUGUAAUUCUUUUUCCUUAUG